Molecule: messenger RNA, 5857 nt
Organism: Mercenaria mercenaria
Lineage: Eukaryota; Metazoa; Mollusca; Bivalvia; Venerida; Veneridae
Product: alpha-2-macroglobulin-like
Exons: 37
Coding region: 89-4489 (1466 amino acids)
Cellular component (GO): extracellular region
Molecular function (GO): endopeptidase inhibitor activity
Source: RefSeq, a predicted model, not a curated record
UAUAAAUAAGUAGCGACUGCUAAAUCCAGCUUUAAGUUGUUGAAGGAUUUAGAAAUAUAAGAGAAACUUCCACUGUGAGAUUAGCAAAAUGUUGCUACAGGCAACAAGUCUUCUUCUGUUGGUUAUGCCACUCGUACAAAGCCAGAAGAAGUCAACGUACACAUAUAUGGUUCUUGUUCCGCGGAAUAUACGCCCAGGAAUGGAUUUAUCGAUCCCGGUGCACUUUUCAAAACCUGUAUUAGGAGAAAGGGUGACAGCGAAACUCAUUCAAAAUAAGCGCACGCGUGAUGGGAAAGAAACAGAGACAGUUCUUUCAGAAGCGUUUGUAAUCAUUACGAAAGGUGGUUCUGAUGCUAUUAUCCGUCUACCGAUUCCUCUCGACAUAUCAUGGGGAAGUUAUAACUUGAAUGUAUCUGGCAGCGGUCCUGUGUCAUUCCACAACUCUACGUCAGUAUACGGCAGGCCAAAAUCUCUGGCUAUCUUUGUACAAACUGACAAAGCCAUGUAUAAACCCGGAGAAACUGUUCAGUACCGAGUUUUUGCCGUAGAUAGCAAAUUAAGUAUGAUAGAUCCAUUGAUGAACAUAGAGAUUUUGGACCCAAAAGGUAAUAAAAUAGCCGAACACAUGGGUGUAAAGGAAAAACUUGGUUUUGAGGGUUCCCUUCAAUUGUCAAAACUACCGCCGAUAGGAAGAUGGCGAAUCAACGUCCAUGCAAACGAGACCGAUGAGAAAGAAGGCUACAAUUUUGAAGUGAAAGAAUAUGUGCUGCCAAAGUUUGAAGUCACUGUUGAGCUAGAUCCUUACGGAAAGAAGACAGAUGCCUACCUAAAAGGAACGGUGAAAGCAGCGUAUACAUUUGGGGAUGCAGUAGGUGGCAGCGUCGUUCUCACAAUAAGUAAACGGUACGGAGCAGGUUUCUUCAAUGCUAAGGCGGUUAGAACAGAUUUGACACUGGUAAAUGGUGAAAGUUCCUUCAGUGUACCAAUGGCUUUAUUGGAAAGAAUUACACGGAACAUCGACUACGAGACAUUCCGUGUCCACGCUAAUGUAACGGAAACAAUCACAGGAAGCACGUUAGAAGGCGAAGGAGAAAUACGUUACUAUAGAAACCCUUAUAAAAUCGAAUUCUUCCCCAAUAUGCCAAACAACUUCAAAUCUGUAUUCGGGCCUUACAAAGUUUUGGUGAGGGUCUUGCAACAGGAUGACAGUCCCCCGGAACUGACAGCAGGCGGCGGCAAACUUAAGAUUACAGUCUCCUACUUCACAGACCAAAAAUGUACCGUAACCUUUCCAGACCGUGUCACAUUCGACAAUUAUACAGUUGUAUCCCCAUUCAUUGGCGGCGAGGUGAUCUUGAAAACAACGAAGUUUUACACAAUCGCUCCAGACGGAACUGUUAAAUUUGAGUUACAAAUUCCUCAACACACAGCAACAUUUACAAUUGAGGCCGAGUAUUCUGGAGUAACGACGUACAAGGAAGUCAGAAGAUUUAGGUCUCCAACAAAUUCGUUUUUUAGAAGUGAAAUUCGGAAUAAUGUAACUGCUAAUCCAUUAAAGAUUGGAGAUAUUGUAACCAUUGAAGUCAAAAGCAAUAUUAAACUGGCAACAGCAAAAUGGGUGGUGUUAUCAAGAGGCCAGUUAGUUGAAAGUGGGACUGUCAUUAUUGGUGGGAAGCCCAGUGUAGGCGAAGUUCAGUUUACUCUGACACGUGCUAUGACACCAACAGCACGGUUUGUUGUAUACUACGUUAAAAAGGACGAUGAAGUGGUAGCUGAUGGAUUAAACUUUGCUGUUGAGGAAAUAUUCGAAAAUAAGGUCACGAUACGGUUCGUCCAGCCAUCUCCACAAAAACCGAAAGCUUUGGUGGAUCUGAGAGUAACAGCUGAUGCGGAUUCGUUGGUCAAUGUUCUUGCCGUAGACCAAAGUGUCAAACUGCUGGCUGAGGGCAACGAUAUAACAACAGAUAGGGUGAAAGAUGAGAUGAACCAAUUUGGUGAUUCUCCUUGGAUCCUUCGAGGUUGGGGACCUAUCACACCGUGGUCAUUCCCUGCUGACGAUGUACACGACAUAUUUGAUAACGCACAGCUUAGAAUUUUAACAGAUGCCGAUGUGUACCGAUUUGACUUAUGGAGACUACCGUACGGGGCGAUGGCGCGUGGGGGUGCUGGAAGAAUGCAAUCAGCUGCGUUUGCAGCGAAAGACGCUGCCCCUGCUGCUUCACCCGAAGGUCAAGCUCAAGGUCAAAUAAGAAAGGAAUUUCCAGAAACCUGGUUGUGGACAUCACAAACAGCUGUCGGCGGGGUUGCGACGUUUUCUCAACUCAAAGUGCCUGAUACCAUCACAAAAUUCGUUGCCAGCGCUUUUGCUCUAAAUCUUAAAACCGGAUUGGGUGUUGCACCGAACACAGCCGAUCUUACUGUGCGUUUGCCUUUAUUUGUAAAGCUUCAGCUUCCUUAUUCUGUCAUUAGGAACGAAUAUGCAGUUAUCCAAGCCAAUAUUUUUAACAAUCUUGGUCAGGAUCAUAACGUUAAGGUGACCUUGUUCGAAUCCGAGGAUUUUGUCGGUAUAACAAUCAACAGCCAGAAUACUGUUACAGAGGUUCCUGGGAAUAUAACCAAAUGUGUUUUGGUGAAGAAAGGUCAGCCUACACCAGUCUAUUUCCAUAUUAAACCCAAGAAGGUAAAGAAAGACAUGAAGCUUAUAGUUCGUGCAGACAUAUCGACACCAAUCUCGAGAUUUGAUGAAGUGCACCGGGAUUUGAUUGUGAAGGCUGAAGGUAUUGAGAAAGAGAAGAACACCCCAAUACUGGUAUCAUUCCAAACAAACAAUGCUGUGGUCGAGACGAGAAAUUUGGUGUAUCCGACAGAACUGGUUCCAGACUCGGAAUUUACUAGAGUUACAGUUUUCGGUGACGUAUUCGGACUAUCGCUUGAAAACAUAGACAACCUGAUCCGGAUGCCGUAUGGCUGUGGUGAACAAAACAUGAUAAACUUUGCACCAGCCGUUUUUGCUGCAGCAUAUAUGAGAAAAACAGGGCGAUUCGACAAUAACAAGAAACUCAUGGAUAAGAUAAAGAACGUCCUGAUGACAGGAUACCAGCGCCAACUGAUAUACCAAAGAUCGGAUGGUUCCUUUAGUGCUUUUGGAGAUGCUGAUUCAGUGGGAAGUUUGUGGCUAACUGCCUUUGUCAUAAAGUCCUUUGCGCAAGCACAUUCGCUUGGUAUAGUGUUGAUAGAUAACAAGGUCGUUGAACGGGCUGUCAGAUUUAUUAUGAAAAAUCAGAAUCCAGACGGCACCAUAAACAAUGUCGGUAUACUGAGUCAUAGAGCUUUGCAGGGUAGUGCGGCAGGUGAUCGUGCCAUGUUAGCGUAUGUACUUGUGGCCUUACAAGAAGUCAAAAACGCUGAAAUACUAAAGGAUCAAGAUGUCAUCAAACAAAUGAACGACGCUAUAGUACUACUGACCAGCGCCUUGGUGCUCAAAGUCCCUCAGAUGACAACUGAUUAUGAGAAAGCCAUUGGAGCUUAUGCUCUCAAACUUGUUAAUAACGGAGGGAGUACUACCUUACUGAACGGACUUGAGAAUAGCGUGAACAAAGUAGAAGUACCAGGUCAGACAAAGCACUGGAACAAUCCGUCACGAGCACUUGAAAUCGAAAUCGCUGCAUACGCAUUGCUUACAUAUUCGAAAUUGGCCGACAAGACAAAUGGAUUGAUGAUUCUUAAGUGGUUGAUUGAAAACAGAAAUCCAUAUGGAGGGUUCUUAUCAACUCAGGAUACCGUCGUGGCACUCCAGUCCUUUACAGAGUUCGCUGCAUUGAUUUAUUCGAAGGAGGUCUCCAUGGUCAUAGAUAUCUGUAAAGACACAUGCGCCAUACCUGCCAACAAGAAACAGAUAAUACUUAACAACCAAAACCACGACAUUCUGCAGUUUGUCGAAUUUGAAGGAAAAAUUGGAAGAAUAAUAGUGGACGUCAAAGGAAUUGGAUUUGCGUUGAUAGAUAUCAAUCAGUUUUUCAAUGUAAAAAGUGAGACAAGUCCUUCCUAUGAUCUGACCAUCACUGUACCGGCAGCGACAGCGACAGCGAAAAAAUAUACAAUCAAAGCAUGCGCAAGAUACAAAGGAAUCAACACUAACAGCAAUAUGGCGAUAAUGAAUUUUGGUGCGGUUUCGGGCUUCAAGCCAGACAAAGAUAAAGUGAUUAAGACACCAAUUAUGAAACGUUUGGAACUGGAGGGUGGAAGGCUUUUUAUCUAUUUCGACCAGAUUCCAAAGAAGGAAAUAUGUGUGAGCGUACCAUACCAGAGGGUUUCAUUUGUAGGAGGUGUACAGGCAUCAAAUGUCAUACUUUAUUCUUACUACGAACCAGACGAAAAAAUAAUGAAGAACUACCUGCCGUCUAUAUUAGAAGACAAGAACACACCACUGUGUAAAGCAUGUAAUAACUGCUGUAGUACAGAAAACCUCUUGCCAGAUUCGGCGUGUUAGAAUGGUUCAUGCAUAAUCGGAUGGAACAGAAUAUUUGCACUACAUUCAAAUGCACUGUACAUACUUUCUUUAAUGCGCCAUGAUAGUCCUACACAAAUAACUUGUGAUGAUAUGCAAUUUUAUGUAAAUUGUUAAUUAUGUUUGCUAUAAAACAUACAUCCAUAGGUAUUAUUUUGUGAGCUGUUACACAUUGGCAUGCACUUGUAUUACAAGGUUAAAUAGCAGUAAUUUGGUCAAAAAUAUACUUCCAUGGUCGAAAAAAAAGUCUAUAAUAAAUAGAUCCUAAUUUUUCUGGUUUUUGAGCAUUUAUGCGUAAACGAGGGGCAAAAUGGAAAUUAUUUAAUUCACUCUUGGGAUGUAUUUUACAUAAAAUAAGACACUUUUCAUGCUUAUAUUUGCAUGUUUUGGAAUUGUUUACUUGAAAAAGAAAGUAGGGUGUUUAUUCUGCGGACUGCUUUGCUUUUUGAAAUGCGCAAUAUAUGAGUAUCUGACUUCAAAUCAACUUGCAUUUCACUGCAUACUAUUCCACACCGCUUUUUCUUUUCAUUUUCUUGAAGCAAAUAUAUGAAUAUCUUGUGAAAAAUAGGUCUACGACGGAGUGAAAAUUUAGAAACUGUUUCAAAAUUGAUCUGAAUUAGCUGAAUAUAUGAAAAUUAAGCAAAAUGUUUUUUAUUGGUAUAUAGCCUUACUAGUAAUAAAGUGCAGUUGUCUACUUUUCUAUAAAUGCCUGUAGGUCUUUUUGUAAUGUUUGUUGAAUCCUAUGUCAUGUAUAGUUUAUUUAACUUUUGCUUAAAUAUUUGCCAAAAAAUAACAGUAUGUAUCAGUUUAAAGAGCAAACUAAAAGAUGGAAAUAAGAACUCUACUUUUUCAAAACAUCAUUGUAUUUUGAUACGUUAUCAACAAAUGCAAAUUUCAACAAUAAUUUGAAAAGCACUGCUUUCUUAAUUUGCCUGUUUGGACGAGCAUAUUAAUCCUUAGCCUGCUGGCGCCAAGUAAAUCUGCCUUUGUGACCAGUGCAGACCAAGAUCAGCCAAGUCAACACCCCUUCUAAUAAUAAAUGGUAUUGCCCACAUUCAAUGAUGGACCAGUCCAUUAUAGAAAUUUAGCAGGGGAAGGGUUAACUAUAUAUUAAGGCAUGGUCGAAUUAGAGAGAUUAACAAAUGUAAUUCUGUUUUAUAGCUUUUUAUUCUCCUUUCUCAUUUUAUAGUUGUAGACUGUAUAGAUUAGAUGAGUUAAUGUGCAAAAAUAAAAAUGCACAAGUCUCUUAUAAUUCAAUUAUUGUAUGGUUAUUUAUAUUUUAUCUAUAAUGCUUUUCUUUUCUGUUGUUUACUUUGUACAUGAAUGAGACUGAAAUAAACAAUAUAUAUA